AUGGGAAAUAUAACUUUUCCAAAUAUAAAAGAAGAGAGGAGAAAAGUACAGCCCCUGAAAGAAAAACAUUCUACAUCAUAUCUGAAACCAACACUGUCUCUGUCUUCCUCUGUUACUGAGGUCAGGGAGUUCACUGUUCCAGAUGUUGACGAUAUAUUCCAUAUGUCACUAGAUCAGUCAGGCAGACUCUGGGACGGAGAUCUGAUCUUUACAGACAUUGACAAGAAAGUCAUUAAUAGGACAACACUGGAUAACAAUAUCACUGAAUUCAUUGAAACCAGACACUGGAUACCAUUCUGCAUACACUCCUCCCACACAAAUGGGAACAUACUGGUGGGGUUGGUGACAAGUGGAGAGGCUAAAGUCACCAGGUACAACAAGACAGGGAAAGAACUACAGAACAUACAGAGGGAUAACAAAGGACAGGGACUAUACAGUAGACCAAUCUACAUAACGGAAAACAUUAAUGGAAAUAUCUGUACAUCAGACUAUGAUAAAAAGGCAGUAGUGGUGGUGAAUAAAGUAAGAAAACACAGAUUCUCCUACACAGGUCAGGAGUCAAAGUUUCGUCCCCAUGGAAUCUGUACCGAUGUCCUCGGUCACAUACUGGUGUGUGAUCUGCAGAAUAUUCACCUCCUUGAUAAGGAUGGUCAAUUCUUAUCUCUACUAAUCACACCAAAACAAGUAUCUCAUCCCGUUAGUGUAUGUGGAUGA
Messenger RNA from Saccostrea cuccullata (small rock oyster), 714 nucleotides. RefSeq lists its product as uncharacterized. The record is from RefSeq and is a predicted model, not a curated record. The coding region runs from base 1 to 714 and encodes 237 amino acids. NCBI's taxonomy places the organism in Eukaryota, Metazoa, Mollusca, Bivalvia, Ostreida, Ostreidae. The transcript is spliced from 2 exons. Gene Ontology annotation, molecular function: translation repressor activity; ubiquitin protein ligase activity. Gene Ontology annotation, biological process: proteasome-mediated ubiquitin-dependent protein catabolic process; protein polyubiquitination; negative regulation of translation.